CACGUGAAGGCAGCACGGCACUGCCGAGGAGGGAGCCGCUCCAGCUAAAAGUUCCGUUUGGGCAUGAAAACGUGAGUUUUAAUGUGUGCGCUUCCUCUUGUACACUCGUUUAGAACACAGAGACACAACAGACGGGUUUAGUGUUUUGUCGUCUUCGGCUCCUUUCGUCAAUGUAACGAGAGAGAUAAAAAGAAAACAACAACUUCCAUCUGAAAUCUGGGAGAAGCCAAUGGAGCUCAGAUCGCAUGGAUGCAGAUGAGGCACGAUGCUAGCCAGCUAACUAGCCACCGAGGACAUGUUGAGCAUCAACAUCAUCCCUGGCCUCCACUGAAGAACUACAGGAAGUUGAUCUGCUGAUAUGGAAGUCAAUGGAGAAGUCAGUGACACUGACAGCGGCAUCAUUCUUCAUUCAGGCUCUGACAGUCCAACGACGCAUACGAAGGAUGUGACCACACACACACGAGCCAUGAAGCUCAAACACCAGGCUCUCCAAGACCGACUGGAGCUCUGCAUUCUGGAGCUAAAGAAGCUCUGCAUCCGUGAAGCUGUGUUGACUGGACGGCUGUCAGAUGAUUACCCUCUGCUGCCUGGAGAGAAACCUCCACAGAUUCGCAGACGCAUCGGAGCUGCUUUUAAACUGGAUGAGCAAAGCAUCCUUCAGGGAACAGAGGAGUCAGAACUGAGUUUAGUGGAUGCCGAGUUGGCACUUCAGAUGAAAAUAUACGAGGCAGCGCGGAAGCUCUGCAAGGAGGAUCACCUGAGUAAGGCUGUCAAAAAGAGUCGCUCGCAGCAGUGCAAGAGAGAGGAGAGGAAACUCAAACAGCUCCAAGACACGUCCUUUCAGCUGCGAAUGAAGCACGGCCGAUCAUCACCACUCCCUGCUUUUAAUAUUACACAACUAGAUCUGGGUACAUCUGACGACAGCUCCCUGUCUGAUUCUGUUGUGCAAGAUGAAGAAGUGACAAGCCAGUCAUCGCAGCCGUCCUCAGGACUCCCCUAUCCAGUAGAGACGGAUCCUCCGCAGCCUCCCACUGAGUCCUCACUGUUCACUGUAGACGGCUCCUGGAUGUCUCCUUCUGUGGAUCAGCUGCUGACCCCAAAUCAGUCUCCCCACCCGAGCUUUGACUCUUCGUUGAGUUUAAAUUCGAGCUCUGUGUACGACACUCCUCCCAUCCAACACUCCCCCUGGACAGAGUCUAGCCUGGACCAGCCUUACCAGAAGAGCAAGAAGUCUCGCUCUUCCAUCAAGACAAGUAGUCCAGCCAAAUCCGAACUUCUGCCACCGUUGGAGGCUUGCUUAGCACAAUCUGCUCUGCCUCUGCAACUUUCCCAUCUGAGGCUGAGCCGCGCCCAGUCGAGCAGUAUGCCCUCCACACCAGAGAUGCGUGUGCACAGACAACUCUCCCUCAGGUUGUCCAACCCUGAAUCUCAGUUUGAAAAGGACCGCGGCCGCACCCGAGGUCCAAGACGGCGACUGACGGAAUAUGCAGUGACUUUUCCAGAGACCCCUCCCCCUACGGUGACCUAUGGAAGCCAUGCUAGCUCUGAGGAUGGGAACUCCGAACACUCGUUUACGUCUUACAACAGCUCCCCGUGUCAGGAGUUGCCCUGUGAAUUACCCAAACAGUAUCAGUCUGCAUUCCCGUGCUCUAGCCCAGUUGGCAGCUAUGGACCUCAAGCGUUCCCACACAGUGGCUUUUACCACAAUUCCAGGCACCUGUCCAGCCCCUCUAUUCACAAGGCAUAUUACAAUGAAAUGGUCUACUCACCUGAUACGGACAUGCCACGGAGCUAUUACGCCCAGCAGGCUUCCUGUCCUCCCAACAGAUAUAACUAUAGGUAUAAAGACCCUGCUGUGCCCCACCAGAGGGCACAGAGGCCUUUACCUCCUGAUAUCCGACUCUCCCCCUCCCCAGCUCAAUGGGACCACCCACAUUACUGCUCCAGUGGUCUCCCACGGCAAGUUGUGAAUGAACAACUUAAGUCGUGGCAAUGGCGCAGUCAGCUGAAAUCCCCCAGGUCCCGUUCCCUCGACCGCCAGGGAGCAGUCAGAGUGAAAAACAUUCCAGUACGGGAGUCGCCCUGCUACCAAAUUCAAAAGUACCACGAACAGGUGAUCCAAAGAAGGGCUCUCCAAAGAGGUGCAGAUGACACUCAAGGACACUGGGUUGUAAAUGAUGGAUCUCACUUCACAAGUGAAGUGUAAAGAGAUUCAACUCAAAUACCAAACUGUACAUGUUCACUUAAAGGCUGCAAACACAUAAUUUCCCAUAGACCAAGGCGAAGUAGUCAGAAAGUCCAGUUGGAUUGACUGUUGAUAAAGAAUUACUUUCUACAUGAAAGUAUUUGGGCGCAACACAAACUACGGCCUCCAAAUUUAGUAUAAACUUUAAUUCACACCUCUUUGACACACUCCUCUGAUGUGGAGAACUACAGCGUAUGUGUUGUUUUCAUCAUCGCCCCAGAGUUUCUGUGCUAUUAAAUACAGGGUUUUUUUGUCCAUAUGUUAGGCAAUCACAGAUGAAAUGGUAAUUGGCAUCAAACUGGUUGGAGAAAGCACAACAUUGUACACAGAAAUAGCCACUAAAUCUGCUCAUUGUAGUUAGAUUAUGAGAAAUAUACUUAACUUUAUUGUUAAACAGCAAGGUGUUCGCUUUUUGCAGUUUGUUAGUUUGGGAAUAACGUGCUUUUUUCAACUAGUCUUAUGAAGGAAAUAAAUCCAUUGUAAAAAAAUGAUUUAAAUGAGCAACUUGUCCCUUUUCAAGUAUAUUUUGUUUGUAAUGUUACCUUGAUUUUGUCACCAUGUUAAUGAACUUGAGCUGCUUUAAUUUAACUCCCAUGUUUGUCCUGUCAUAUGAACUUUUGGAGUCAAAUUUGUUCUGUUUUUAUACUUACACUUUUCUGUGGCUGUGCCAGUUAACUUGAAUUUCUAACUGAUUUAAUCAAUGAGUUGAAACUAGAUAUUAACUAAAUCACACAAGAUAGAAAGUAGCAAACUGAGACAAAAGCAGUGUCUUGAUGCUUGGCAGCUAAUGUGUCAAAUAUAAAUUUGUCCUGAGCUUUAUUUUAAUAUUUCUCAAAGUUUGAGACGGCAGAUCACUAUACACUCACCUUUUUGCUAGCAUCAAAUUUAACUUGAGUUUGAAUGCUAUUCAAAACACUGCCACUGUGUCUACAUCUCUCUACCAAACAAGAUUUUAUUGUAGGUCAUUUAAGAAUUAGAGUUUAUUACAAAAAAUUCAGAUUCAGCUAAACACUAGCUGUUUUCAGACAUGAACUCUGGAAAAUGUCCGGAAAAUUUGGUCAUGACAUAUGCUGUUCACAUAUGCAGAUCGAGUCAGUUUCAUUCACAACAGCAGGAGGUGUGGCACCUGGGGAAAACGCCCACUCGCUCGUCAUGAAUCUUCCUGAGAUUUUCCUGCUGACAAAUUGUGUUCUCUCAUACAGCCACUGUACAGUCCGUACUUCAGUGCAUGUCUGAAAGCAGCUACUGACUGGUCUCAUUCACUGGUCUCACACUUUUUACGUGUAUUAAUUUAUUGUGAUUUGCACCAUUGGAGUCAUGGAAUGUCAGACUUGAAAUAAUAGAAGACGUGAACCGGAGUUUGCAAGAUCCAGCAGCUGAAAAGACUGUCUAGUUAUAUAGUAUGAAAAAAAAAGACAGACCACAAUCAUGUUACCUUGUGUGCCGUGUGUAUCUUUUUUUACUGUCUUAUAUUUAUCAGUUAGCAGUAGCUUGAGGACCUAAUAACGUGUUAGGUUGCUUUUUUAAAAAUCUGUGAAAAUGUUUUCCUGUGGAAAUAAAUAAAGAGUAAUGUUGCAAA
This is a messenger RNA of Scophthalmus maximus (turbot), 3824 nucleotides long. RefSeq names its product innate immunity activator b (gene inavab). Gene Ontology annotation, biological process: positive regulation of protein ubiquitination; adherens junction maintenance. The record is from RefSeq and is a predicted model, not a curated record. NCBI's taxonomy places the organism in Eukaryota, Metazoa, Chordata, Actinopteri, Pleuronectiformes, Scophthalmidae. The coding region runs from base 359 to 2206 and encodes 615 amino acids. The transcript is spliced from 10 exons.